AUGGACUCGGCGAGUACAUCACAAAAUCCCACUGCACAGAUUCCUGAAAAACUUUACCAGCCUCCCUUGCCAUACCCAACCCGAGCUAAGAAGGAGAAGCAGGAAGAAGAGUAUCAGAAGUUUCUAGAUCACAUCAAGACUCUUCAAAUCAAUAUACCCUUCAUUGAAGCCGUCAUGCAAAUGCCCAAGUAUGCAACAUUCCUCAAGGAACUUCUCACCAAUAGAAAGAAGAUGGAAGAAGUGAAGAAGGUAGUACUCAAUGAAAACUGCUCAGCUGCUAUGCUAAAUAAGCUACCAAAGAAGAAAGGUGACCCGGGGAGCUUGACUUUACCUUGCCAAUUUGGCAACUUGACCAUCAUUCAUGCCUUAGCCGAUUCGGGAGCAAGUGUGAAUCUAAUGCCAUAUUCAUUCUUUAAGAAGCUGGAUCUCCCGGAACCAAGGCCAAUUCGCAUGGCAAUACACUUGGCCAACAAAACAGUCACCUUCCCAAGAGGCAUAUGCGAAGACAUACUAGUUAUGGUGGACAAAUUCGUCUUUCCCGCUGAUUUUAUUAUUCUAGACAUGGAGGCGGAUCCACAAGUGCCAAUUAUCCUUGGAAGACCUUUCCUCAACACGGCAAGUGCUAUAGUAGACAUGAGGAACUCAAAGCUCACCUUGCGGGUAGGAGAAGACUCAGUCACAUUCGGAGUGGACCAAGCCAUGAAGUAUUCAAGGCACAGUGACGACACAACAUUCUCAAUCGAUAUGUUAGAUGAAUUGCUGGAGGAAGGCAUAACUAAAGAUUCCAUCAAGUUCAUAGCUGAGGAUGAAGAAUUUGAUCCAGAAAAAGACUUGAUGGAAAUUGAAAGACUGCUGGAAGAAGCCGACUACGAAGAAUUGGUAAAGAGCACAAACAAUCAACAUGGAAGAAGGAGCAAAGCCGGUUGUACAGCACCAAAGAAGACUGAACCCGAAUAUGCAAGAAGUAGUCAAGAAGGAAGUGGUCAAGCUCUUAGAUGCGGGAAUUAUAUAUUCCAUUUCUGA
Messenger RNA from Lactuca sativa (garden lettuce), 1023 nucleotides. NCBI's taxonomy places the organism in Eukaryota, Viridiplantae, Streptophyta, Magnoliopsida, Asterales, Asteraceae. The record is from RefSeq and is a predicted model, not a curated record.